GAUUUUGGGCGAGGGCAACGCCGCCCUGAUGCCUCUGAGCACCGACCCAACGCCGGGAAAACGCAUCCGCAAACCGUCGCUGCUCUACGAGGGCUUCGAGAGCCCCACCAUGGCCUCGGUGGCUUCUCUGGCGGCUCCUCAGACCAACCCCCCUCCUCCCGAGGUGUCCAACCCCAAAAAGCCCGGCCGGGUCACCAACCAGCUCCAGUACCUGCACAAGGUGGUGAUGAAGGCGCUCUGGAAGCACCAGUUCGCCUGGCCCUUCCGCCAGCCCGUGGACGCCGUUAAGCUGGGCUUGCCCGAUUAUCACAAGAUCAUCAAGCAGCCCAUGGACAUGGGCACCAUCAAGCGGCGCCUGGAGAAUAAUUAUUACUGGGGGGCAGCUGAGUGCAUGCAGGACUUCAACACCAUGUUCACCAACUGCUACAUCUACAACAAGCCCACAGACGACAUCGUGCUGAUGGCGCAGACGCUGGAGAAGCUUUUCCUGCAGAAAGUGGCUCAGAUGCCGCCCGAGGAACAGGAGCUGCUGCUGCCCCUGGCCAAAAACAGCCACAAAAAAGGGGCAGCCCGGGCUGCAGCUCUCCUGGCGGGUCUGAGCGGGGCGGCCCAGCAGGUCCCGGCCGUUUCCUCCGUGUCCCAACCCUCGGCCGGAUUCGCUCCCGAAAUCCCGACCCCCAUCGUCACCAUCCCGCACCCGUCGGUCAUCGCGGCGCCGCUCCUGAAAUCCCUGCAGCAGCACCCCGCAAAUCCCAAUAAUCCCAAUAUUCCCAAUAUUCCCAAUAAUCCCAAUAAUCCAAAUAAUCCCAGCAAUCCCGGUAAUCCCAGUAAUCCCAGUAACCCCGGCGUCCUGGCGGCUCCCGCGCCCACCCAGCCCGUGGCCAAGAAAAAGGGCGUGAAGCGGAAAGCCGACACCACCACCCCCACCACCACCGCCAUCAUCGCCACCAGCGGCGGCGAAUCGUCGCCGUCCAUCGCCGAAAACCCCAAAGCCGCCAAAAUGCCGGCGCGGCGCGAGAGCGGCCGACCCAUCAAACCGCCCCGGAAGGACCUCCCGGAUUCCCAGCAGCACCAAACCUCCAAAAAAGGGAAACUUUCGGAGCAGCUCAAGUAUUGCAACGGGAUCCUGAAGGAGCUGCUGUCCAAAAAACACGCGGCCUACGCCUGGCCCUUCUACAAACCCGUCGACGCCUCCGCCCUGGGGCUCCACGAUUACCACGAGAUCAUCAAGCACCCCAUGGAUCUCAGCACCAUCAAGCGGAAGAUGGAGAACCGGGAGUUCCGGGACGCGCAGGAAUUCGCCGCCGACGUCCGGUUGAUGUUCUCCAACUGCUACAAGUACAACCCGCCCGACCACGACGUGGUGGCCAUGGCCAGGAAGCUCCAGGACGUGUUCGAGUUCAGCUACGCCAAGAUGCCGGACGAGCCGCCGCGCUCCGGCGCUGCCGCGGCCGCGGCGCCGCUGCCCACGGCCAAAUCCUCCAGCGAGGAAUCGUCCAGCGAGGAAGAGGAGGAGGAGGAGGAGGAGGAGGAGGAGGAGGAGGAGGAGGAGGAGGAAGAGGAGGAAAGUUCCACGGAAACGACGUCGGAGAGCGACGAGAGCUCCGACUCCGAGGAGGAGAGAGCGAACCGGCUGGCCGAGCUGCAGGAGCAGCUGCGGGCGGUGCACGAGCAGCUGGCGGCGCUCUCGCAGGGCCCCGCGGCCAAACCCCGCCGCAGGCGCGAGAAGAGGAAGAAGAAAAAGUCGGAGAAGCACAAAGGGAGAACGGCCGGGCCCGAGGAGGAGCGGCUGCGGCAGGGGCAGCUGCGCAGGGCCCGCAGGAACGGGGCUGCAACGGGGGCCAGCGGAGCUGGAGGAGGCUCCAGAACCUCCAAAAAACCCCCCAAACCCGCCUCUACCGCCGCCCCCUCGUCGCUGCUGGACUCGGAGGAGGAGGAGGAGCCGCGGCCGAUGUCGUACGACGAGAAGCGGCAGCUGAGCCUGGACAUCAACAAACUGCCCGGGGAGAAGUUGGGGCGCGUGGUUCACAUCAUCCAGGCCCGGGAGCCGUCCCUGCGCGACUCCAACCCCGAGGAGAUCGAGAUCGACUUCGAGACGCUCAAGGCGUCCACGCUGCGCGAGCUGGAGCGCUACGUGCUCUCCUGCCUCAGGAAAAAGCCACGCAAGCCCUACAGCGAGACCCUGAAGAAGCCGGUGGGGAAGACGAAAGAGGAGCUGGCGCUGGAGAAAAAACGGGAAUUGGAGAAGCGGCUCCAGGACGUCAGCGGGCAGCUCAACUCGGCCAAAAAACCCCCAAAAAAGGCCAACGAGAAGCCGGAGUCGGCGGCGGCGGCGGCGUCGCGGCUCAGCGCCUCCAGCUCCAGCUCCGACUCUUCCUCCUCCUCCUCCUCCUCCUCCUCCUCCGACACCAGCGACUCCGACUCCGCCUGAAUUCCC
Messenger RNA from Taeniopygia guttata (zebra finch), 2437 nucleotides. The record is from RefSeq and is a predicted model, not a curated record. NCBI's taxonomy places the organism in Eukaryota, Metazoa, Chordata, Aves, Passeriformes, Estrildidae.